UCCACACAGAGUCCUAAGGGGUGAUCAUUGGGAAUAAUUUUGGAUUUUGAGAGUGAACUUGCAAUGUAAAUUAUAAGUUUGAUGGGUAAGCCAAAUGUUAGCAUGUAGCACUCACUAGUUAUUGUAGUUAGCAAUGAUUUUAUGGAGAUCAUUCAGUGGUGUAUUUUUAUUUUUAUUUUCUUCUCAUUUUUCUUUUCUUUCAGGUUUCAACAGUCCACCCAAGAAAUUCAUCUCCAAACAAAAAAAAAAAAAUCUUCAUUUGAAUCCUUGAAAGGGUCCAUUGUACACACCAGCUAACCCAAUUGACCAAACAAUACAACAAGGCUUGAAACAAGGAAAACUAUAAUGUCAGAUGUAACUCUAGCAGUGGCUCCUCGUCCCGAGCCCAAUGUAACCACCACCACCACCACCACCUCAGACGCAAAACUCGAGCAGAAGCCCCAACAACGCCACCACCAACCGCCACAGGCGGCGAUGGGGGGUGUGAUGGGUUCCCUACGAGUUAUCGAACUCCAACUAGUAGCCUUCAUAAUGGUUUUCUCAGCUAGCGGUCUUGUCCCACUCCUAGACCUAAUCUUCCCAGCCUUUGUCUCCGCUUACCUUAUUGCCCUAUCCCGAUUAGCCUUUCCAGCGCACGGUACCACCACCAUAGGAUCACAGGAAAUCUUCCAAGGAAGUUGGCUUUUCCGGCUAUACGUGGUGGUUGGAACCACCGUGGGGCUAUUCUUGCCACUAGCUUAUGUUUUGGGUGGUUUUGCUAGAGGCGAUGAACAUGCGGUCCGGUCUGCUACGCCUCACUUGUUCUUGCUUGCGUUUCAAAUACUAACGGAGAAUGUAAUUAGUGGGUUGUCACUUUUUUCGUCACCGGUGAGGGCGUUGGUGCCGCUGCUCUAUACUGUGAGGAGGAUCUUUGUCAUCAGUGAUUGGAUUCAAGAUGUGUGGAUCAACAAGGCUUUGCCAGCAAAUGCCCAAUUCAAGGAUAUUGCAUGGUUUUGGUUUGGGAGGGGUCUAGCAGCGGCCAAUCUGGUUUACUUCUCAACCAAUGUUUUCUGUUUCUUGAUUCCUCAAUUCCUUCCAAAGGCCUUUGAAAGGUAUUUCAGAGAGAGGGAUGAGAUUCAAGCCAAAACCUUCGAGGACAAGCGUUCCACCGCUGCAAACAAGUCCCAACCAACCGACAAGAAAGAUGAUUGAAUGAAUCGCUUUUGUUAGUGUUUGACAACGGUAGUUUGUUCGUGGUAGUUUUUGUUGUUUAAACUAAACUUGUUUACGAACAGUUUCAUUUUGCUUGUGACAUUCUUCAUCUUGGUUUUUUACUUUUUUCAAGUUUGAUAUUUUGUAUUAUGUAACAAGAUUAUCAAUCAUUUAAGUGACCAUUU
Messenger RNA from Camellia sinensis, 1376 nucleotides. RefSeq lists its product as uncharacterized. Lineage: Eukaryota; Viridiplantae; Streptophyta; Magnoliopsida; Ericales; Theaceae. The record is from RefSeq and is a predicted model, not a curated record.